Molecule: messenger RNA, 1269 nt
Organism: Kwoniella shivajii
Lineage: Eukaryota; Fungi; Basidiomycota; Tremellomycetes; Tremellales; Cryptococcaceae
Product: histone acetyltransferase type B catalytic subunit
Exons: 7
Coding region: 1-1269 (422 amino acids)
Biological process (GO): subtelomeric heterochromatin formation
Cellular component (GO): nucleus
Molecular function (GO): histone H4 acetyltransferase activity; histone binding
Source: RefSeq, a predicted model, not a curated record
AUGUCUGAGGAUCUAGCUGAAUGGUUGAGUGACUCAAAUGAGGUAUUCAACCUCCAAAUGGUGAGAGAUCCUGAAGAUGAAGACGUGCUUGAAAAUGAAGAUCAACAAGCGAUAGAACCUUUUAAUCCAAAUUUCACUUAUCCAAUCUUUGGUGAACAUGAAAAGAUAUUCGGUUAUAAAGGAUUAGAUAUACAGCUAAAAUUCGCUUCUGGGUCAUUACGUCAAUACCUUUCAAUCAAUUAUGAUUCCAGACUCAAUUCAACAGCGACACCAGCUGAUGAACUCGAAGGAACAUUAUACAAAUUCAUUCCUUCAGACUAUACGAAAUCAGAUUUAGAUUUCCAGAAAAUCGUAGAAACAGAUGCCGAAAACUUCAAACCUUUAGGAGAAAGAGUUGGUUCAUACGUAAAACAAGCAAAGUCAAAGUCAAAGUCGAAAGGAAAAGGCAAAGGUAAAGGUAAAGUAGAGGAUGCAGGAGAUGGAGAAAUCAAAGAAGACGAUGAAGGUGCUGUCGUGUUCGAAAUGUACAAGUCAACUUGGAGCACGACUGGAUUCAGAGAUUAUCAUAGGAGGAUGCAAUUAUUCAUACUGCUUUUCAUCGAGGGAGGAAGUUAUGUUCAAGAAGAUGAAGAUUCAUGGGAAUUCAUAACACUUUAUGAGAAACGUAAACGACCUAAUUCAGACAUAUUCACAUAUCAUUUCGUAGGGUAUACAUCGGUGUAUCCAUUCUGGUGUUAUCCUGAUCAAGUCAGAUUACGUUUAAGUCAAUUCGUUAUAUUACCACCUUAUCAACAUCAAGGGCAUGGAUCCAAAUUGUACUCGGCACUUUUCUCAAGUAUGCUUUCAAGACCUGAAGUUGCUGAAUUAACAGUCGAAGAUCCAGCAGAAGCAUUUGAAGAUUUACGUGAUCGGAAUGAUUUACGUUUCUUGUACAAACAAGGUAUAACGGAAGAUCCAAUGUUCACCGUCGGUUUAGGUGAAGAUAGUAGAUCAGAAAGAGCAGAAUGGGAAACAAAGUUAAGAAAAAAAUACAAGAUCGCUCAAAGACAAUUUGAUAGAUUAUUAGAGAUGUUAUUACUGAAAAAUCUCAAUAAAAAAGAUGAAGAAAAAAUUAGAAAGUAUAGAUUAGGAGUCAAAGCUAGAUUAUUCAGAUUCAAUUAUGAAAUGUUAUCGCAGAUGACACCUGACGAGAGGAAAGAAGCUUUAGCCAAAACUUAUGAGAGCGUAGUCGAGGACUAUGAGAGAAUACUGGAAAUGACUUUCCAUUAG